Molecule: messenger RNA, 4830 nt
Organism: Sciurus carolinensis (gray squirrel)
Lineage: Eukaryota; Metazoa; Chordata; Mammalia; Rodentia; Sciuridae
Gene: Tp63
Product: tumor protein p63
Exons: 14
Coding region: 37-2079 (680 amino acids)
Biological process (GO): protein tetramerization; apoptotic process; regulation of transcription by RNA polymerase II
Cellular component (GO): nucleus
Molecular function (GO): DNA-binding transcription factor activity, RNA polymerase II-specific; RNA polymerase II cis-regulatory region sequence-specific DNA binding; protein binding
Source: RefSeq, a predicted model, not a curated record
CUCUCCGUUGGUUGGUAUCAAGGAGAGUUGAAGGAAAUGAAUUUUGAAACUUCACGGUGUGCCACCCUACAGUACUGCCCCGACCCUUACAUCCAGCGCUUUGUAGAAACCCCAGCACAUUUCUCUUGGAAAGAAAGUUAUUACAGAUCCACCAUGUCCCAGAGCACACAGACAAGUGAAUUCCUCAGUCCAGAGGUUUUCCAGCAUAUCUGGGAUUUUCUGGAACAGCCUAUAUGUUCAGUUCAGCCUAUUGACUUGAACUUUGUGGAUGAACCAUCAGAAAAUGGUGCAACAAACAAGAUUGAGAUUAGCAUGGACUGUAUCCGCAUGCAAGACUCGGACCUCAGUGACCCCAUGUGGCCACAGUACACGAAUCUGGGGCUCCUGAACAGCAUGGACCAGCAGAUUCAGAACGGCUCCUCGUCCACCAGCCCCUACAACACAGACCAUGCGCAGAACAGUGUGACGGCGCCCUCGCCCUAUGCGCAGCCUAGCUCCACAUUCGACGCCCUGUCGCCAUCGCCUGCCAUCCCCUCCAACACCGACUACCCAGGCCCGCACAGCUUCGACGUGUCCUUCCAGCAGUCGAGCACCGCCAAGUCGGCCACCUGGACGUAUUCCACCGAGCUGAAGAAACUGUACUGCCAAAUAGCAAAGACAUGCCCCAUCCAGAUCAAGGUGAUGACUCCACCUCCUCAGGGCGCUGUCAUCCGUGCCAUGCCUGUCUACAAGAAAGCCGAACAUGUCACUGAAGUGGUGAAGCGGUGCCCGAACCAUGAGCUGAGUCGUGAAUUCAACGAGGGACAGAUUGCUCCUCCGAGUCAUUUGAUUCGAGUAGAAGGGAACAGCCAUGCCCAAUAUGUAGAAGACCCCAUCACAGGAAGACAGAGCGUGCUGGUACCUUACGAACCACCCCAGGUUGGCACUGAAUUCACGACAGUCUUGUACAAUUUCAUGUGUAACAGCAGUUGUGUUGGAGGGAUGAACCGCCGUCCAAUUUUAAUCAUUGUUACUCUGGAAACCAGAGAUGGGCAAGUCCUGGGCCGCCGUUGCUUUGAGGCCCGGAUCUGUGCUUGCCCAGGAAGAGACAGGAAGGCAGAUGAAGACAGCAUCAGAAAGCAGCAAGUUUCGGACAGCACAAAGAACGGUGAUGGUACGAAGCGCCCUUUUCGUCAGAACACACAUGGCAUCCAGAUGACGUCAAUUAAGAAACGAAGAUCCCCAGAUGAUGAGCUCUUAUAUCUACCAGUGAGGGGCCGAGAGACUUAUGAAAUGCUGUUGAAGAUCAAAGAGUCCCUGGAGCUCAUGCAGUACCUUCCUCAGCACACGAUCGAAACAUACAGGCAGCAGCAGCAGCAACAGCACCAGCACUUACUUCAGAAACAGAGCUCGAUGCAGUCUCAGUCUUCAUACGGUAACAGCUCCCCACCUCUGAACAAAAUGAACAGCAUGAACAAGCUGCCUUCCGUGAGCCAGCUGAUCAACCCCCAGCAGCGCAAUGCCCUCACCCCCACCACCAUUCCUGACGGCAUGGGAGCCAACAUUCCCAUGAUGGGCACCCACAUGCCAAUGGCUGGAGACAUGAAUGGACUCAGCCCCACCCAGGCCCUCCCUCCCCCACUGUCCAUGCCAUCCACCUCCCACUGCACCCCCCCACCUCCGUACCCCACAGAUUGCAGCAUUGUCAGUUUCUUAGCGAGGUUGGGCUGUUCAUCAUGUCUGGACUAUUUCACGACCCAGGGGCUGACCACCAUCUAUCAGAUUGAGCAUUACUCCAUGGAUGAUCUGGCAAGUCUAAAAAUCCCUGAGCAAUUCCGACAUGCCAUCUGGAAGGGCAUUCUGGACCACCGGCAGCUCCAUGACUUCUCCUCCCCUCCCCAUCUUCUGCGGACCCCAAGUGGUGCCUCUACGGUCAGCGUGGGCUCCAGUGAGACCCGUGGCGAGCGUGUGAUUGAUGCCGUGCGCUUUACCCUCCGCCAGACCAUAUCCUUCCCACCCCGCGAUGAGUGGAAUGACUUCAACUUUGACAUGGAUGCUCGUCGCAAUAAGCAGCAGCGCAUCAAGGAGGAGGGGGAGUAAGCCCCGUUUUGUGGGCUUCUCCUGGGCUCCUCCUGCCACCUCCACCCCUCCAAGGCACACUUGCGUGAUCUUCCAAGCAUUCUCCCUAGCUCCACCCCUUCUUCUUUGUCUCAUUUCUUAAGAAAAGACGUAGUAAGAGGCUACCUCUUAGCUAACAUCUGACCUGGCAUCUGAUUCUCCUUCUGGCUUUAAGCCUUCAAAUCUCUUGCUUGCAGGACUGAGUUGUCAGGUCUGGGUAGAAGUGAGCAAAAAGCAGUGGGUGUCUCCUUAAGCUGCAGAAAUCUCUCAUUGACUUUUAUAAAGCAUUUUCACUCUUAUAGUCUAAGACUAUAUACAUAUAUACAUAUAUAAAUAUAUAUAAAUAUAUAAAUAUACAAUAUAUAUUUUUGGGUGGGGGCAUUGAAUAUUGUUUAAAAUAUAACUUAAAGGAAUGGAUAUUGAGUUGCACUUAUCAACCUUUUAAAAAUUUACUUGUUUUGGAUGGCUUACCUUUGCCCCUUUUCUCAGGGGUAUCACAUAUCGUGAUAAGUAUCCAGAGCUUGAUUGUGCGUGUGAGUGAUAAUGGUGUGUAGGUCCUUCCACUUCUUUGGAUGCUCAACACAUGCCAUAUCAAAACUUUGGAUAGAGUCCGUCAUCUUUAUCGUUACUUAUUAAUGUGGUAAGACUAUAUAUGUACAUGGUUCUCUGUGUUGGCCUAUUUUUUGUUGGUGGCAUCCUGUAUAAGGCUGUUCACUUUGGGAUGGUUAUAUUCACUUUGUGAGGCACUACAGGAAAGUACAUCUCCUCCUUUGCUUUUGUUUGGGAACAAGGAAUGUAGGUACAGCUAAAUUUCUUUAAAGAUUCAUGGAAGCCAGGUUAAAGCUGGAUAUAUCAGUAACCUCCUCAGAUUUCUUGCCAGAUACCCUACUAUUUAUUGGGGAAAUAUUAGCUGCCAUCACAGAAGUCUUAAAACUAAAUUUUACUUCUGAAUUGAGUAACUCAGUACACAUUUGCUACUCUUUUUUACAAUUCAGAUUGACUCAGUUGGGAUGAAUGCCAUUAUCUAGUUCUUACAGCAUAGUUGUAAUCCCUAUUAGUAAUAUCCAGGAUAACAGGAAUGAUUCAGAAAUAUUGAGUCUCUAAUAAAUAGAUAUAUCAUUAAGCAAUAAAUUGAAAUUCCUUCAUGGUCUUUUGAAACAUAAAUAAUAUUUGGUAAAUGUUUCUUUUAAAGACCUUACUAUUCUAUAAAACUGCACAUGCAGGCAUGUUUAUCUUUCUCUUUUCAGUUUUUAAAAUAGGAAUGGUGAUUUGUAUAAUACAGAAUUGUGAAAUCAGUUUUUCUAUGGCAUCGGUUGCAUCACUGUGUUAUUUUUCUUUUUUUAUCAACAAGAGUUUGUUAGAAAGUAAACUUAAGGACCCAGUUUCCCUUCAGUCCCUUGGGGACUGUGCACAUACUUACACAUGUUUCAAAGAUCAAGGGGUGACCCUUUCAUGGAAGCUGUUGCUUCAACAAAGACUUGUUUUAGAAUUUUGGGGAAACAUGUAAAUGACAAUAUUCCCCCAGAUGUUUUGGAAACAUACUUUGUAACAAAUAUAUAUUUUUUUUCAAAAUAUAAAACAAAUAUUUUGUAUAUAUGCUAAUGAGCUCUAAAAUCUUCCCAUGCAUUCUGGUAGAGGGUUAUCAUUGCACAGAAGCUUCCAUUUUUAUUUUAAAGUGCAAAAGGGCUAAUAGAGCUCUAAAAUGUAUGAAUUUCAUCUGAGAAGUGUAUAUAAGACUUGUGUGUGAAACUGCAUACUUUGUAUUUUCUUCUUGGGAUAGUGGGUUUUCUAGAACCACAGUCAAAAGCAUUUUUGUAUUUUUUUUUUUUUUUUUACAUUUUAAAGGAAAUACUCUUCAGUAAGAAGGCAGUUCUCAAAUAAGAACACCAUAAUUGUAAGAUGGGGGGAAGGGAAAGUUAUUGUUUUUUAUUUUUUUUUAUUUUGCAUGUUAAAGAAAGAGAGUCCUUGAUUUCAACAUUUUGUGCUUAAAUGAUUGUAAGCACUAUUAAUUUCUGGAACAAGCUUGCAACUUUGAAAAUUCAUUAGGGGAAAACUGAAGCUGCGCCUUGCGGGUAUUAGGAAGACAAAUGACUUCCCCUACUAUCCUGAGUUUUUAAUGAACCUAGGACUUCUGAGCUAUUCAAGUGGCACUAGGGACUCAGAAAUGCCUGUACUGUAUCUCAUGGGUUUGGUGUACCCAUACCUUGGCAUAAUUACUGGCCUCAUACACAGGUGUCAACUUUGAUUCCUUGGGUGUAUGAGUAGCCAGGAUGGGGAAAAAGGCAAGGCAUAUAUACAGCUGGGAGUGUAGGUUCAGUGGCCUUCUGUGACCUCAACUGGGUGCAGCUAGCUGAAUAACAGAAUGGUCUUUGCUGGGAAAAAGUUAUAAAGAGGAACAGAGUAGAAUUUUUUUCCUUAAAUUCAUUUAACUUUUGUUUCUUAUAUUCACCUAAAAUACAGUAUGUGGGAUGUUGAAUGUUAAAGAGAUUGGGAUUUUUUUAUUAUUUUUUAUAAUUAUACAAAAACUAAGCACAUAUCAAAAGUUUUAUAUGCUUUAUUAAUGUUUUCAAAAGUUUGUUUCUUAUAGACGUGAUACUGUUUUUUAAGCUUCAGUUGCUUGUCUUUUGGUAUUUUUGUGUUCUGAGCUUUUGGUGAGCCAUAGGCAAAUCUAUAAGCCACCUAUGUUUGCCAAGACAUGCAAUAAAAUUUAAAAAUAAAUAAAAAUGCAUUGAG